This is a messenger RNA of Trichomycterus rosablanca, 1975 nucleotides long. It is a transcript of the gene angptl1b, whose product is annotated as angiopoietin-like 1b. NCBI's taxonomy places the organism in Eukaryota, Metazoa, Chordata, Actinopteri, Siluriformes, Trichomycteridae. The record is from RefSeq and is a predicted model, not a curated record. Gene Ontology annotation, biological process: cell surface receptor protein tyrosine kinase signaling pathway. Bases 1 to 1443 code for a protein of 480 amino acids. The transcript has 4 exons.
AUGGGCCCCAACGCCUGGAGCCUGUGGGUUCUGUUCUGUGCUUGGACAUUCGAGCAAAGUGUGGCUCUGUCCCGUAAACGAAGAGGCUGGGAGGAGGAUGUGGACAACGGUCCUAAAAAGUGUGCUUACACCUUCCUGGUACCUGAGCAGAAAAUCACAGGACCCAUUUGUGCAAGUCGUGGACCCUCACUGCCUGACAAAGACCGAGUGACACGCAUGGACAUUGCGGACGUUCGUGAUCUGAUGUCCAAGCAGCGGCGUGAGAUUGACUCUCUGCGGAUGGUGGUGGACGUGGACAGCAACAUGGUAAGCGAGAUUAAGCUAAUGCGCAAGGAGUCGCGCAACAUGAACUCGCGCGUCACACAGCUCUACAUGCAGCUUUUGCACGAGAUCAUUCGGAAGAGGGACAACUCGCUGGAGCUGGCGCAGCUGGAGGGUCGCAUCCUCAACGCCACGGCGGAGGCGCUGCGGCUCUCGGCCCGCUACAGGGAGCUCGAGGUGCGAUUUUCCUCUCUCGCCGCUGUGGUCAAUAACCAGUCGGUUCUAAUCGGUGCUCUGGAAGAGAGGUGCCUACAGGGGUACGGAAAUGCCAGAGAGGAGCCGCUGCCUCCACCGAUGGUUCAGGUGGUUCCAGAGAACAUUCCGGUGCAUGUGCCCCGUUUCUUCAAUGAGAUCCAGAGGGACCCUGGCCAGGCUUUCCCCAGGGACAGGGGCUCCAGAGCAGGCCCAGAUCCCACUGGGACUACUCUGAAACUCGAUCGACCUCCGGAUGGCAACUUUAGCUUUGAAGGUCCUUACCGUGACUGCCUUCAUGCAACGCAGGCUGGUCAUGCCACCAGUGGAAUAUACCUUUUAAAACCAGACGGAAGUGAGAGGCCGAUACAAGCCUGGUGCGAACACGAUCUAGACAACGGAGGCUGGACCCUCAUCCAGAGACGGAAGGAUGGAUCUGUUAACUUUUUCAGAGACUGGGAGAGUUAUAAGAAAGGUUUUGGCAACAUAGAUGGUGAGUACUGGCUGGGUCUGGAGAACAUAUACAAUCUCGGGAAGCAGAGUGACUACAAGUUACUGGUGGAGCUGCAGGACUGGAUGGAUAAGAAGGUUUAUGCAGCGUACAGCAGCUUCCACCUAGAGCCUGAGAGUGAAUCAUACCGUCUGCGUCUGGGCACCUACCAGGGCAACGCUGGGGAUUCAUUAACCAGCCAUAAUGGCAAACAGUUCACCACACUGGAUCAUGACAAGGAUGCCUUUGCAGGAAAUUGCGCUCACUUUCAUAAGGGCGGCUGGUGGUACAACGCGUGCGGUCAGGCCAACCUCAAUGGUGUGUGGUAUUCUGGAGGUGUGUAUCGCAGCAAGUUCCAGGAUGGAAUCUUCUGGGCAGACUAUGGCGGAGGCUUUUACUCUAUGAAAUCUGUGCGCAUGUUGAUCAGGCCCAUCGACUGAAACAAGAAUAAAGCUUCCUGUCAUCGUCAUUACCAUAAACAUGAAAUGACAAAGCUGGCACAGUUGGGAUGGGGAAAGCCUGAUUUUAAAGAACCUAAAUGUCAGGAAAAGAAGAACUCAGAAGCUCAGCUCUUUGGACAUACCUCCCUCAGCACUUAAUAAACUGUAUCAUGGUCAAAAACCAAAUGCAAAAGUCUGUGCUUCAUUUACAGUUCAGUUAAAAGUCACUAGGCUUAUUUUGCUCUGAUGUGCUGUAAAAAUGGUGUUGCUUUGUUUAAUUCAAAUUUGCUUGACCAAAGGAAAGAAACAUUGUGUAACCAAAAAUGCACAUAGAUAUUCUGGCUUUAAUUCACCAAAGCCGAAGGGACAUCAUAAACUGAAUUUACAACUUCCUGCUGGCAAGGAGUAGAACAAAUCCUGGAAGAAGGUAAUGUAAAUAAUAAAAUCACUGAUCUUUUACAUUCUAGUACUGUUUUUAUAUAGCUACAAUUUGUAGAGUGUGUUAAUCGUGCUUCAAUUCUGCAGAAUAAAA